AUGGGAAGUGAGCAAAAAUUUCUUACCAGAAUUCUCUUCCUCGUUUUGGUGGCAUUCGAAACCACAGGGCUUCGACUGAAGCUCAUCCCUUGGAACUCCCCCGAUUCGCCUCUGUACCGUGAAAGUCUCGCCCCGAUUCAAAAUUAUCAAACAGCCAACACUUCUUCCCACCAGUUAGAAACCACUAAUCAUUCAAAUUCUGCAACGAAUUUUGAUGGAAUGAAAUUUGCGUUAGAGCACCAGAAGAACUACCGUUACUCGGUGAACGUCAAAAUCGGCUCUCCAGGCACUGAUGUGAAACUGCUGGUCGACACUGGCAGCGGCUACAUUUGGGCUAAAUGCGCUUCGAAACCGUACAAGAAACUGCCGUGCGACCAUCGACUCUGCGCUAGAAAGAUUUGCAAAUGCGUCAAGAGCCAGUGCGUCUGCAGCAUCGCCUAUGGAUCAGCAGGUGUAAAGUACAAACUAGAAGGUGUUAUUGGUAAAUUCCAUAUCCCCGGUUCUGAAAUAUCCAAACCGGAUAUGGUUUUCGGUUGCUCGAAAGAGCAGCCCCUCAAUCUCUCCGGAAUCCUAGGAUUGGACAGGUCACCAGUUUCUCUAGUAAAACAGCUGAGCAAAGAAACCGACGGCCGGUUUUCUUACUGCCUGCACAAUGGAGAUAGCUACCUUACAUUAGGCAAAGACAUUUCAGAAAGUCGAAAAAAGGUAAAAACUACUCCUUUCAUACACACUGAUUAUUCGACGUAUUUAUUGAAUUUGACAGACAUAAGUGUCGACGGGAAGAAACUCGGACUGUCUCCGACCCUGUUUACACUGAAAAACGGAGGUGUUUUCGUGGAUACGGGGGUUCGUUAUACCAUUCUUCCUAAACAAGCAUACGAUAAGGUGAACCAAAAGUUUGAAGAUCACUUCAAACUCAAAGGCAAACUGAAAAAGAUUAACGGGAAGUACUGGGAUUUGAAGCCUUGCUACAGGCUGACACCCGGUUUCAACGACUUUCCGACAAUGACUUUUCAUUUCCAAGGGGCUGACUUUGAAUCGGAGUACACACAUGUGAUAGACAGAAGAAUAGGUGUUGCGUGCACAGCAGUGGUUUUGGGGAGAAGUACUGUAAUCGGGGCACUACAGCAGUGGAACACGAGGUUCGUGUUUGAUAUCAAUAAGAAUGUGCUCAACUUUCACAAGGAUGAUUGCGCUGGUUAA
Messenger RNA from Erythranthe guttata (spotted monkey flower), 1203 nucleotides. Its product is annotated as aspartic proteinase nepenthesin-1. Gene Ontology annotation, cellular component: extracellular region. The record is from RefSeq and is a predicted model, not a curated record. NCBI's taxonomy places the organism in Eukaryota, Viridiplantae, Streptophyta, Magnoliopsida, Lamiales, Phrymaceae.